Messenger RNA from Ustilago hordei, 417 nucleotides. RefSeq lists its product as uncharacterized. NCBI's taxonomy places the organism in Eukaryota, Fungi, Basidiomycota, Ustilaginomycetes, Ustilaginales, Ustilaginaceae. The record is from RefSeq and is a predicted model, not a curated record. The coding region runs from base 1 to 417 and encodes 138 amino acids. The transcript has 2 exons.
AUGCGAGCGAAGAAAUUUGACAAGACGCGACCUGUGGCGAAUUGGAAAGAAAGAGAGACACCUUUCCAAUACCUUUUUUCAGAGUUUCGCUUCGCCCUGACCUUUUCUGAUGGUUUGAUAACUCAUCUAUUGUCUCAAGAAGCCAGCACGGGAGAGAACGAGCUCAACAUGCAACGUGCUUCGAAAGCCGAUCUGCUCCAAUCUCAUGGACGAAGAGUGAAGUUGGAGGCCGUCAUCCAGCAUUUCCCAGUCGCUCAACCUUGCUUGACCGGUGCUUUGGUUUGGUCUGGUCUCCUGGACAGGCUCGCUGACUGGUCAGAGAUAGUCCGGUCGAACGUUCUAAGACUUGCGAAGCCUACUGUCGUAUCGCCGUUCCAGUGCUGCUGCCUGGACUCCCAAUGUCCUAGCUCUGCGUAG